GACACGGUUCAUUACAACCUGAAAAAAAAUAUGGAAGCCUAUCUAUGGAUUGUAUCUUUUAUGAUUUUUCCACACUUAAAUCUGGGAUUGUUGUCUGACCACAAGAUCUGUGGAGAUCCAGAAUGUGAAAGUGCAAUGAGCAGAGUGCAGGCGACAAAGAACCACCAAGGAAAGGAUUGCAGAUUCCUGAGCUUCAGACGAGGAGACACAAUUUUUGUUUACCACAAACUUACGGGGAAAAGGGAAGACCUCUGGGCAGGCAGUAUUGACAAGCAAUUUGGCUACUUCCCAAAGGAUGCAGUGCAGGAGGAAGAAGUUUUUGCAACAACAAGGAAAGUGUUAAAGACCCAGAAAUCUGAUUUCUUCUGUAUGGAUGCGUCUGGAUAUCCUGUUGACACGACUCACCUGGACUCUGAUGAGGAUGAUAAUCAUGACAUCCAAAUGCAGGAACCAGAAUCCAUCCAAAUCAGCCCGCACUCUCUUGACACAAAAGCUCAAGGUUCUUUGACGUCUACCGAAUCUAUGGUAAAAGAAAGGGAAGCUGAAGAUGGAAACAAAGAUCGGAUCGAUGGAGCGGAACUUCUUAAGGAUGGACUCAAGGCUUCAGCAACUCCAGAAGAACAAGGUGGGUCUCCCUCCUCCUGGAUGCAUUCCUCUGUGACAGGAUGGUUAGGUUUUGGUAAAGAAGAGCAGUCGGGUGAUUCGGAACAACGAAUGAGGGAAGAUGAAAAGGAGGAGCCUAAAUCAGAAGCUUCACUCGCAUCCUCUGUGACGGACUGGCUGGGUUUUGGAGGAGAAGGAGAAAAAGACAAUGAUGAAGAUACUAUAAAAAUGAGGGAAGAAUCCUUUACCUCAACGAUGACAGGGUGGCUUGGCUUUGGUGAGAAGAAAACUGUCACUGUUGAUAAAGAGGAAGAUGAAGAAACGGGUAAUGAGAAAGAGCCCACAGAGAAGUUUAGGAGUAGGAGGAUGUCUUUGGACCUGGAGGGCAGCAAACUACAGGAAGAGGAGAAGGAAGACACGGGAACAUUGGGUUGGCUGGGCAGUGGGUUGUCGAGCAGGCUGGGGUUUGGCUCAAGCGCUCAGGAUUCAGGAAACGGUGAGGGAGUGAAGGAACAGCCGGCAUCCAGUUCUUGGAUAGGGAUGACAAUUAGUAGGGGUUUGGGCUUCAGGGAUAGUGAUACUGAACCUGAAGAAAAUAAGGAAAGUGGUAUCAGCGAGACAGAAAAGGACCUAACGUUAGAACAACCGGCUGGAUCAGAAAACAUGCACAUCAGUCAAUCACAAGCUUCAUUUUCAGAAGCUUCAUUUUCAGAAGAAAUAAAGGCUGAGCAUGAAAAAGAAUCCCAAAUGAACGAACUUGUAAAUGUCUCAUCUUUACCACCAGCCAGUGCUGGAAGUGGGGAUGCUGUUGAUGAUAAUGUGGAUAAUUCAGACACAAAGGAAGCAAAUGUUUUAGAUAUUGAUGCUGGGAUGGAGGUUUUCAACAAAGAUGUUCAAAACUUUUCCCAAAUAGAUGAUGGGAAAGAAGGCAGGCCAAUUGAAAAUAUCUGUGAAAAUGAGACCGAGGGUCAACAAAUCAGCCAAAAUGAUGAGGUAAUUGAACAACCCAAAGUCAAUUUGGGCACCGACCGAAAUUUAAAGGAAUCAGAUUCAAACUCCAUUGAGCAACUUGAACAUAGAGUGGAGGAAGGUGGACACCAUGAUAUUCAAAUCCAGGCUUCAAGAAGGUUGAAAGAGGAAGGGGCUGAAAUAACAAACCAGGUACAUCAGUUGGAAGAAUCCCCUCUAAUGUCGGAAAACAGUCCAGUUAGUGGUGAUGAUCAUAAAGAUGAGCAGUUCAACAAAGCGACAGGUUCAUCUGAACAGAAAAUAUUAGAAGAAGAAUCACCUGAGAAGACUCAAGUCAGUGGUGAUCACGAGGAAAGCAAUGAGCAGAGUCAGGUUGUCGUUUCAUCCACUGAGACAGAGGUCCGUCAGGGUGAGUUAGGACCGCAGCAGGAAGUGCAACCUGUGGAAGUCAGCUCUCAGGAUGAUGGAUCAUCCUUUUCUGGAAAUGCUGAAAGUCUGUAUCACAAUGUCUCAGAGGACAAUGGAGGACAAACCUCGUCGGAUGAAACUACACCGAACAUUAAUACAACCCCAGGGUCUCCACAAAUGGAAAGAGAUGCUGACAUCUUUAAGGAAACUGUGAAAGAUCAGAAUGAGCUAACUGAGAGGGAAACGUUGUAUGAUGAAAGUAAACUAAAACCAAUAGUAGGGUCUGAAAGUCAAACUGAAGCAACAGAGGGGUUAGUGGAAGAGGAAAAGGCAAAAACGAAUAAACAGGAAGAAGCAAAUCAGAUAAAAGAACAGAUUGAGGAAGUAAAGCAAGAGCGACAGACGUUGGAAGAUAUGAAUAAAAAUGAAAUAAAGAACGAAGAGAUCGUAAAUAUUUCACGGGAGGGGAGGGGGUUAACUGAAGAAAGGCCGAAUGAGGUGGAGGAGCUAAAGGAGGGAGAGAAAUCGGAAAUAGUAUCUCUAGAUGCUGAGGAAGCUAGAGUGGAAAGGUUAAAGGAACCAGAGGAGCCAAAUGAAAAAGAGCAGGAGAAGCAGGAAAAGAUGGCAGACGUUUCAGGGGAGAGCUCAAGUGAUGAAAGUCAGAAAGACUUGAAGACAUUAAAUGUGGAAGAGAAACAAGUAGAGGAGUUACUAGAGCGUGGAAACCAGACCGGGAUGAAAGACCUAAAGGAAUCUGAGGAGCAAAACAAAAAGGAGGAGAAGGCAGAAUUUUCUGUAGAGGCGGAGGGAGAGAAUGUAGUGGUCAAUCAAAAAGGGGAAGAGAACCAGAUAACCAAAUUACCAGAGCGUGAGCAGGCCACAUUGGAAAGGUCAGAGAAAGCUAAUAUGGCAAACGAAAAAAAGGAGGCAGAGGAGAAGAAAGUCAACGUUUUUGGGGAGAGCAACAGAGACGAAGGAAAAGAGUUGAUAGAAAAAAUGCAGAAAGAGGACAAUGAGCCAAGGGAGAAAGAGAAAAGCGUAAAAGAGUUGGUGGGGGAUGGAAAUCAGGUCAGAGUGGAAGACGUAAAGAAAGAUGAAAAACAGGUUCAAGUGGAACAGUUAGAAUAUCAGAAGAUGGACAUAUGGAGGCCAGAGGUAGAUCACUUUGAGAGAGAGAUGCUGGAGAACUCCACCUUGGCCUCUUUGGUCUCUGAAACCAACGCACAGGCUGAAGUCCAAAAGGAGGAGGACGAGGAGAAGGAGAAGGAGAAGAAAGUAGAGAUAGAGAACAAAGAGGAGCUUGAAAAAAAGAAACAGCAUCCGAUGAAGGAAGUAGAGGAUGGUAAUGUUGAUGUAGGUGGGUCUGAGGAUGAAGGAUUGACCCUAAAGCUAAGUGAUGAUGGCAUCUGGAAGGAAGACAGACAAGAUAGGGGUUUUGAAAAAGAAAUCAGGGAAAGCGAUGCAACAAAAACUGGAAACGGAUUUCAGAGAGACUCUGCUGAAAGUCAAGUUCAGACGUCUGAUCAAACUGAUUCCACACAUCCACCUCCAGGAACAGAGGGCGAAAGCGGAGGAGCUUUUGGUCUUUUCAAGAAUGCCUUUGGAUUUUUCUCCCAAACGCCCGCCCCUGUGAUGACCGAGUCCACACAGGCCGCUCAGAGUUUCAACCCAGAUUCAGCUGAGGCACCUCAGCCUCAUGCCUCUUUCACUCCAGAACCAGACUCCUCCACAGAUUUACUUCACCUUCCCACAGAGCAGCCGGAUCUCCAUCCUGUUUCUGCCGAAAACCUCCUCCACGACGUUCCUUCGGUCACAGAGGCACCUUCCAAAACACAACCCCUCACCAAGCUUUCUAAAAACCUCCACCUCCACAUGAACGCAGACGAGGAGGUCAUUUUACUGGACCUCUUUGGCCGACACAAGCUGCAGUUUUUAGAUUACAUUUUGACAAGUUCAGAGGCCUCUAACGUAGAUGAUCGGUCGAUACUGUCGGAUGUAGAAAGGCUUCUGCAGCACCACAUGGAGACGCUGGUUGCUCCCAGUAUGAGGACCAGUGAUGCGCCUAAGGAGGACAAACAAAGGACCAAAACAAUUAUUGCUCUUCAGAAGCUGGAAACGUUAUUGAAAACAGUGAAGGAGGCUGUCAGCACAGGAAUAUCAGAUGUCAGUAAUCAUCAAGCUGGGCACAGUUCAAGCCGAACCGAAGAAAAACAAGAUAUUUACCAGCCUCCGUCUUCACGCGAAGAGGAUGGGGGCGAAAUCAAACACCAGAAAUAUUUGGAAGAGGAAAAAAGAGAUAAAGGAAGCAAGGAAACGACAUCAUCCCUCUAUCACACUCAGCCAGGAUCACAACACAAAGGGUUAGUCAACCAAAGUCUGGAAGUCAUUCAUGGAGCAGCUGAAGACUUCUCUAGUUAUGCUCAUGCAGUGAUGGAGAUGCUUGUGUGGAUUAUUGUGCAGGCCGUAUCAUUGCUGCCUGAGGACUUGAGGCCAGGGCCAGACCUCUACGGUGUACCAUGGGAGCCCGUAAUCUUCACUGGCCUGGUGGGGCUGGUGACAUUCAUGUUGUUCACCAGUAGAUGUUAUAGAUCUAUGAAGAGCAGACUAUAUCGAAGAAAAGAACAGAGGUUGGCUGAUCAGGUUGGACAGGUGCUGGAUGAAAAAUGUAAAGUCCUCGAGACUCUCAGUCAGUGUCAACAAGAGUAUGACGACCUGGAGAAUUUACUCAGGGACAGCGGCGUCCUGGCCCAGACCCAAAAAUCAGAACAUUUGGAGGUCCAAGCCAAACAGUUGGAAGAGAGUAAAAAGCAGCUUGGGACAGAACUUGAACAUCUGAAGGAACAGCUGGCCCAGCAGCGAGAACAUAGAAAGGAGCAAGAAAGGAGGAUAACUCUUCUCGAGGAAAGCAUGAACUCAUGUGAAGAAGAAACCAAAGAGCUCAAUUCAAAGGAGGAGCAGGCACGAACAUCACUGAAGAUAUACAGCAUGAGCAGCGAGAGACUGCAGAGGAACCUGGACACAGCAGUAGAGGAGAACAAUGUUCUACAAGAGAGCAACACUCAGUUGAAGCAGGAGGUGGAGGGAUGGGCAGAAAGAGUGAGCGAGCUGGAGGCAGAGAUGCGGAGGUGCGAGGUCGCCCACGGCGCCAUGAUGCAGGACGUUGCCGUCAAAGACGAGCGUAUAACGUCCUUGACGGAUCGGCUGCUUCGCAUGAAAUGCUGGGAUUCAGAUCUUGAGGAUGAGGAGGGAGGAGAAAAGGAGGCAACCAAUGGGACACCGGGAAAAGAAGAGGACACACAUCUGCAGAAAGUCCAGAAACUCAUUCUUGCUGCUAAGCUGAAUGCAGAUCUCAAAUCGGUGGAUGAAGAUAAGGACAGAGUGUUUGCAAAGCUGAAUGAUGAGAUCAAAGCAAAAGAAGACCUACAAGUGAGCGUUGAGGAGAUGGAGAAAGAGAAGUUAUCCCUACAAUCUGACACUGAGAAUUACACGGAUCAGGUCGACCGGCUACAACAGAAACUGCAAAUCAUGACGGAAAUGUACCAGGAGAACGAGCUCAAGCUUCACAGAAAGCUGACCGUGGAGGAGAAGGAGCGUCACCAGAAGGAGGAGAAGUUGAGUAAAGCUGAUAAAAACAUCGCCAUGGCGAUUGAAGAACUGAAUAACUACAGGAAACGAGCAGAAGAGAUGGAAGAAGAGCUGGAGAAAACAAAACAGUCGUAUCACACUCAGAUUUCAGCCCAUGAGAAGAAAGCUCAUAAUAACUGGUUGGCAGCAAGGUCAGCAGAGAGAGAGCUGGGAGACAUCAGACGAGAGAACGCCCUCCUCAGGCAAAAGCUCACAGAUACUCAGUUUAAACUGGACUCCCUCGAUAAAGAUCCGUACGCCUUGAACAACCUGGCUCGACCGCUGCCUUUCCGAGCUGAAAGGUCACCGUACGCUCCUUCUCCUCUGGGUCGACCCGCUUCUGAAACCAGACCUUUCCUCUCUCCUCCAACAUUAAUGGAUGGGCUGCCUGGUAGACUCUCUCCCAGAGUAUCUCGUGGUCCAGGGGAGCCUCCGGGUGGCCAAGCAGAGAUGGAGCGCAGUGGAGGACCUCAUUCAGACAGCGGUUCAAUCUCUCCUACAUGGGAGAGAGAUCGCAGGGGUCCCCCGCCAGGACCCCCUGGGCCUCUAGGACCCCCAGGCUACAUCUUUCCAGAACCAAGAGGUCCAAUGUUCAGAAGACCACCACCCCCUCCAGGGGUUUUGGGAGGUUUGCCUCCUCCUGGGGCCCUCCCACCUGGCGCGAUGCCACCUAGAGGUUUCCCCCUGGGACCUCCUCACCCUCUAGACAUGGCAGACGGCUCGUUCAGAGAAAACCGUGUUGGACCUGGAGAACAGGACCACAGAGAGUUUGGUCCUGGUGGUCAGAGGACUCCCCCUGAACUGGAUCCAAGGAUGGGUGGCCCUCCUCCACCUGGACCCCCAGGGAUUCCUAUAGAUGGCCCCUAUCCACGUAGAGGCCCUUAUGGACCCCCUCCCCCUCCUGAUUUCUACCCGCCCAGGAUACCCGGGGGUCCUCCCAUGAGGCCCAUGUGGCCUCCCCCUCCUCAAGGAAUGAUGCCUCCUCCUCGCUUCCCUUCUGGUGGACCUCUUCCUCCCGCCCCGAAUCCAAACGUCCGCUACGGGCCCCCCUUUGGGUUGCCUCCUUCCGAUGGGCUCCCUCCUCCUCCUUCCAUGGGGCCUCCACCUCCUCGUCAGCAGUCUCUACCUUCACCACCUCACAGCCAGUCGCCAGAGGAGAACAGACCGUCGCCUGAAGAUGCCAUCUGACCACGACAGCCUCCGCUAGGAUGCGUUUCUGGUUCGGCUCAGUAGCAAAUGGAAGAACGGUGGAGUUCCCUCUAUUCUGCACCAUCUAUUUAUUGACCAGGAGGGAUGUUUAAUGAAUGGUGUUUGUAGAGGAGAAACAUCUAUCUCCACAAGGCUGAUCUUUUUCCUGUAGGACUGCCACAGCUCUGUCUCUCGUACAAGUACAACCUUAUUUUUUUUUUUCUCCACCUGCUCAUCCAGCCACAGGUUCAUUUAAAACCAACAGCUUAGUUGAUGCCUAAUGUCUACCUGCGUGGGUUAAAGCUGUCCUAUAAGCCAGAAACAUUGUUCUUAUGUUGAACUGCAUAUUGACAGUUUGACAUUUGUCUUCAGUUCAGAUCAUUGACAAAGAAGGAAUAAUAUUACAGCUUAUUGUGACAGAACUGCGUCUUUUAUGCCUAAAAUAGUCACUUUUUCCACAUUAGUGUUUUUAAAAUUGGCUGUUUUAGCAUUUUUAUCACUGUUGGUAAGAUUUUCUUUAAAACAUUCAUAUCAACGCACCUGAUCUUUUUCCUCAGAGGUCAAAUGGGUGCGUUUUCUUAAAAUUUGAUCAACGUUCUCUGACUUCCCUUUGAAAUUGAGCAGACCUCUCAUUCAUCUUCUGACUUUGUUUCAAAUCAAGAGCGGUGGUAUGAUGGUGCUUCCGGCGCCAUUGCAGUCACUUACAAAUGAAAACUGUGACUCUAAUCAAGUCAAAUGGACUGACAGGAAAAGAGGGGGGGGCUCCCUCAUGGCUACAGAUGUCAGCUUUGUGAAUUUUGUAAAAAGUGAUGAAUAAAGACUUAAAGUUUGCUCUAAAUUUCACCUGAUGUAACUAUGUAAAGUUUUUGUGCUCAUCAGCAAAACAUUUCAAUGUAAUUUACUGUGUAUAUGAAAUGUUUUUAAUAUUUAAAAACCUUCAGUUGUUGGUAGACAGACCUUUUUAAACAUGUUCAUAAUAGUUUAUCGGCAGCUUUUAGAACAGUUUGCAUAAUACAACCCCAAUUUCAUAAAGGUAUGUGUGCUGUAAAUGAAUAGAGAUAAUAAAUAUUUCAGUGAAUAUAGGUCAAAGGCA
Molecule: messenger RNA, 7885 nt
Organism: Fundulus heteroclitus (mummichog)
Lineage: Eukaryota; Metazoa; Chordata; Actinopteri; Cyprinodontiformes; Fundulidae
Gene: mia2
Product: CTAGE family, member 5
Biological process (GO): endoplasmic reticulum to Golgi vesicle-mediated transport; vesicle cargo loading; protein secretion
Cellular component (GO): endoplasmic reticulum exit site; endoplasmic reticulum membrane
Molecular function (GO): protein binding
Source: RefSeq, a predicted model, not a curated record